This is a messenger RNA of Medicago truncatula (barrel medic), 2888 nucleotides long. Its product is annotated as beta-galactosidase 8. Bases 190 to 2709 code for a protein of 839 amino acids. NCBI's taxonomy places the organism in Eukaryota, Viridiplantae, Streptophyta, Magnoliopsida, Fabales, Fabaceae. Gene Ontology annotation, molecular function: carbohydrate binding; hydrolase activity, hydrolyzing O-glycosyl compounds. The record is from RefSeq and is a predicted model, not a curated record. Gene Ontology annotation, biological process: carbohydrate metabolic process. The transcript is spliced from 18 exons.
CAACCAUUUAAGAUUUUUGUUUUUUUCUUGUGAACUGUAUUCCAAACUCAAAGUCAUUGUUAUUGCAUUUACUUCAAGAUAAGUGUGUCAUAAACACAUAACUUGGCCUUUAAAUACAAGUACCAAGAACAAAGAAGGAAUCAUUCUUCAUUGUAUUGGUUUAGUUUGUUCCUAAACCUUAAAAAGAUAAUGAGAGGGACACAAAUUGUUUUUGUUUUGCUUUGGUUUCUUGGUGUUUAUGUUCCUGCUUCUUUUUGUUCCAAUGUUACCUAUGAUCAUAGAGCAUUGGUCAUUGAUGGUAAACGCAGGGUUCUUAUGUCUGGUUCCAUUCAUUAUCCUCGUAGCACUCCUCAGAUGUGGCCUGACCUUAUUCAGAAAUCAAAAGAUGGGGGAAUUGAUGUGAUUGAGACUUAUGUUUUCUGGAACCUGCACGAGCCGGUUCGAGGCCAGUAUAAUUUUGAAGGCAGGGGAGAUUUGGUUGGAUUUGUGAAGGCAGUAGCAGCAGCAGGUUUAUAUGUGCAUCUCCGGAUCGGUCCAUAUGUGUGUGCUGAAUGGAAUUACGGUGGUUUCCCCCUUUGGUUGCAUUUUAUUGCUGGAAUUAAGUUCCGAACUAAUAAUGAACCAUUCAAGGCAGAGAUGAAGCGGUUUACCGCUAAGAUUGUCGAUAUGAUGAAGCAAGAGAACCUCUAUGCAUCACAAGGAGGACCUAUAAUUUUAUCUCAGAUUGAAAAUGAGUAUGGGAACAUUGAUACACAUGAUGCUCGUGCUGCUAAAUCCUACAUCGAUUGGGCAGCAUCAAUGGCUACAUCUCUUGAUACAGGUGUUCCCUGGAUUAUGUGCCAGCAGGCUAAUGCACCUGAUCCAAUUAUUAACACAUGCAAUAGUUUUUAUUGCGAUCAAUUCACACCAAACUCUGACAACAAACCAAAAAUGUGGACCGAGAAUUGGAGCGGAUGGUUUCUUGCAUUUGGAGGUGCUGUGCCUUAUAGACCAGUGGAAGAUCUUGCUUUUGCCGUUGCGCGCUUUUUUCAGCGGGGUGGAACUUUUCAAAAUUACUACAUGUACCAUGGAGGGACUAACUUUGGUCGAACAACGGGUGGACCUUUCAUUUCAACGAGUUAUGAUUAUGAUGCACCCAUUGAUGAGUAUGGAGAUAUUAGACAGCCCAAAUGGGGUCAUCUUAAAGAUUUGCACAAGGCCAUAAAGCUUUGUGAAGAAGCAUUGAUAGCCAGUGAUCCAACAAUUACAUCUCCUGGUCCAAAUCUUGAGACUGCAGUUUACAAGACAGGAGCUGUAUGCUCCGCCUUCCUUGCCAACAUCGGCAUGUCUGAUGCAACGGUAACCUUUAAUGGAAAUUCAUAUCACUUGCCUGGAUGGUCUGUGAGCAUCUUACCGGACUGCAAAAAUGUUGUACUCAAUACUGCAAAGGUUAAUACUGCAUCUAUGAUUUCAAGUUUCGCAACUGAAUCUUUAAAAGAAAAGGUUGAUUCCUUGGACAGUUCAAGUUCAGGAUGGAGUUGGAUUAGUGAACCUGUCGGCAUUUCAACGCCGGAUGCAUUCACAAAAUCUGGACUGCUCGAGCAAAUAAACACGACGGCUGAUAGAAGUGACUACUUAUGGUACUCAUUAAGCAUUGUUUAUGAAGAUAAUGCCGGUGAUCAACCUGUUCUUCACAUUGAAUCCCUUGGCCAUGCCCUUCAUGCUUUUGUAAAUGGGAAGCUUGCUGGGAGUAAAGCAGGCAGCAGCGGAAAUGCGAAGGUCAAUGUGGAUAUACCUAUUACACUUGUAACUGGAAAGAACACGAUCGAUCUCCUGAGUUUAACAGUGGGAUUACAGAACUAUGGAGCAUUUUAUGACACAGUGGGUGCGGGGAUCACUGGUCCGGUAAUAUUGAAAGGCUUGAAAAAUGGCAGUAGCGUCGAUCUCACCUCACAGCAAUGGACAUAUCAGGUUGGCCUUCAAGGUGAAUUUGUAGGUCUGUCUAGUGGAAAUGUUGGACAGUGGAAUUCACAAUCAAACUUACCUGCAAAUCAACCUUUGACUUGGUACAAGACGAACUUUGUUGCUCCCUCCGGAAGUAACCCGGUUGCAAUCGACUUCACGGGGAUGGGAAAAGGCGAAGCUUGGGUGAACGGACAGAGCAUUGGGCGAUACUGGCCAACAUACAUCUCUCCGAAUUCUGGCUGUACUGACUCAUGCAAUUAUAGAGGAACAUAUUCUGCAUCCAAAUGCCUCAAGAAUUGUGGAAAACCAUCACAGACAUUAUAUCAUGUACCGCGAGCAUGGUUGAAGCCAGAUAGCAACACUUUUGUAUUGUUUGAGGAAAGCGGAGGCGACCCUACAAAAAUAUCUUUUGGUACAAAACAGAUAGAAAGUGUGUGUUCACAUGUAACUGAAUCUCACCCUCCACCUGUAGACACAUGGAAUUCGAAUGCAGAAUCAGAAAGAAAGGUAGGUCCUGUACUGUCACUGGAAUGCCCUUAUCCUAAUCAGGCGAUCUCUUCCAUUAAAUUUGCAAGCUUUGGAACGCCUCGUGGGACUUGUGGAAACUACAACCACGGAAGCUGCAGCAGCAAUAGGGCUCUAUCCAUUGUGCAAAAGGCCUGCAUUGGAUCGAGCAGUUGUAAUAUUGGAGUAUCAAUUAAUACAUUUGGAAAUCCAUGCCGAGGAGUAACAAAGAGCUUAGCUGUUGAAGCUGCUUGUACAUAGGCAUGAUGCUUCUCUAGACUUACUACUACUUAGCUAGGACUCGGCUAAUAGAUCAAAUGAUUCUUGAUUAGCCUAAGUAAAAUGGUAUUAUAGUUGUAAACUAGAUGGGAAUGACAAUGCAAAACAGUGCAUUGUUAAUUGCAAUAAAAUAUUUGAAUGAAAAAAAGUUAUAUCUCUAA